AUGGUGAACGCAGCAAGUAAUCUAAGAAGUCUGUGUUUUGGAGCAUUUAAAAGUUUUAACAAGAAAUACGAGGAGGAUAAUAACGUGAGAGAGGCAGAGGAGGAAGACGAGGGAGGAGGAGAAGAGGCAGAUGGAGAUGGGGGAGGGUGUAAGGAAGGAAUAGGUCAUAGGGGGGAAGGUGUUUCUGAGGAAUACUGUGCAGAGGAAGAAGAAAUGGGGAACACGCACAACCACGCAAUUGAUAUUGGAAGCAGUGUAGAAAAGAACACUAAAACGGAUUAUACGUUCGAUGGUAACAAUUGUGCAGACGGCAACGAGGAAGAUGUUACACACAAUGAGCACCCUUACCCCGAGGGUGAGGAGAAGUUUACACUUAAUGUGAGUACCGGUGGGGUUAGUUCCAGUAGCACCACUGCAACUCCCCCCUGUGAAGUUAAAACUGAUGAACCGAGUUACUGCACCAGUGGCAGCAACCAGCGGGAGCGAAGCUCCACUUUAGAUGCCACCGUGUUUGGAGAGAUAAAUAAAGGGGCAAAUAUAUUCAUGGGGAACAGGAACAAGGAAUGUCCCGUCAAUAGUAACUUAAAUGCAGAUGUGAACCUUAACACAGAUGCAGAUAUCGGUCUCCACCCGUUCAAAAAUGCCAGUGUGUAUAACGGUGCGAAGGUGUGUGAUGAUCCCAACAUGUGGAGCAGCUUCAACGGGGGCAACAACAUUGGCGCUGUAAACACAGCCAGCACGCUCAGCACCGAUGUGUGUAAUAACGCAAGCUACCUCUACUCGGGGGAAGUCCACGUCCGUAACGACGUUGUGCAGGACAGGAAGGUGGACAAGGGGACAGCGACGGUCACAAUGGUGACAGAUGUGGAGGAAUUCCGGAAGGAAAACUACAGCACAGAGGAAGACAGGUACGAUAAAAGUGAAAGCAAAAUAUAUAAUCGUCACACAGGUGAGAAAGUAAUGCGAAAGAAAAUAAGUGCACACACAGGAGUGAAUGACGCUGCACUGACAGCCAGUUCAGCCAAUGUAGAAAGGAUACUAAUGGAUUAUUACCGAGGAAAGAUUAACUCUAAAAAUUACGAAGAAAAGUUGUCAAAUUCGUGUAGAUUCUUCAUUUACACAUCGAAUCCAUACAACUACGAUGUGAAGAUGAUUAAGGAGAAUUGCCUAACCAUAUAUCAGCUUCUAUAUAGAGAGAAAAAAAAGUGGUGCUCUAUCUACAUUUGCACAAAUGAUGGACCCAUGUCAAAUUUUAAUUACCAUUUAUAUAAAAUUCUGUGCGGUAAGGAAGACAUUUAUAUGUACUUUUUUUUGUUAAAGAAGUUUAUAUUUUCUUGUUAUAUAUAUUUCAAUUUAGUAAGCAUAAAGAUUUUUUCUACCUUUAGCAACAAGGGGGAAAACAUUAUGCUUUACGACUUUACGCACAUAAUAAAGGGGAAGAAUGCCUCCUUAGGUGAGUCUUCCGGUGAGUUUGGUGGUUCUUCCGACUGUGGUGGUGCUGAGCGAAAGCAGCAGUGGGAUCAAUUGUCACAGAAGUCGAUACGUCAGUCGCCAGGGCAGUCCCCAAGACAUGCUUCAUCACAGUCUACACCACACCUGCCAACCGUGGUGGAGGCCGUUCGGGGGAGAAGCCUAUCCCCCAGCGGAGGCACAAACCAACACCACGCCAACCCGUUCGGUGCCACCACGUGGGAAAACCAAGCGGAGGAAUGCAACCGAGAAACGGAAACGCCUCCACAGAGAAACCGAAGCAGCAACAUAUACAACUUAAACAGCGAAAACAACCAAAUUGAAGAAGAGGCCCAAUUUCUAAAUUUUCUAUAUGACCCAUGCAAGCAUUUAUAUGUUAACAAAGUGAAUUCAAGUGACAAUUAUUUCCACCUUUUCAAUAAGGAAGAAUCGUCAGAUAUAAAAAAAAAACUGCAGCUUUUUAUUAGUACCCAUUCUCCUACCAUGAUUAAUAUUACCAAAAGGUGGAACUCCUUUUACCUUAACAAGAAUAGAAUUUCUUCCUUUGUUGAAAAAUACAAAGACGUGAAUUAUUCUUCUGGAGAUAACUUAAAGAAGAAUGGCAAGGAGAGGUUUAUAAGUGAAUUUGUGGAAACGUUUUGUGUGAUGAUAGACGAGGUUAAUCCACCCCGUCGUAGCAGAACCAACAUGGUGGUUCGCCAACAUAGUGAAGGAAUGCAUCUUCGCAGGGGAGGAACCUCCAGAAAAGCCCUCAGUUGGAUGGCGAAGCAUGGAAGAGGAAGACCAUCCAUAACAAAGAAGGAAUAUGAGGCGGGGAACACACGUUGGCCACACAAACUCAGGAGAGCAUACACUACUGCAGAUGAAGUUACGGAUAUGGGUGACAAAAACUGCAAUCGUGAUAGAAGCGGCAGUUAUGGAGAUCGCUUUGGAAGAAGCUUCGGGCACUUUGAUGAAAAAGCCAGGAGUGUGUCCAUGGGAGGGGGCACGCACCAUUAUACUACCGGUGGGAAGUUCGAAUGGAGGGGUGAAACUGCAGAAGAGGGGAAGAACACCUCCAAUGCAGAGGAUCAACCUGAAGGAAAUCCCCCUAGUGAGCACACCAACAUGAAGGCGCCCCAAACGACAGACGGGGAAAGCAAGAAAACUCCCCCCUCCGUGGUGGAACCGAACAGGGUACCCAAUUAUAGUUCCUCUUCGCAAUGGUACAAGGAAGGCAUGGGCACUUCGGGGUGCACUGCGGAGGUUAUUGCAAAGUUCCUGGGAAGUGUAAACAUUAGAAGAAGUAGAAUGCUGCUGCGUAAGGGUGGUGGAAGUAGUGGUAGUGACAGUGAUGAUAGUGUGGGUGCCAGGGAGAGUGACUCUAACCAGGAUAGUUGUGACAGUGAUGAGCAGAACACCGAGAGUGAGUCUGCCUACUACGGGGGGAAGAAAUAUAGCAACAAUGGGGAAGGGGUAACCACGAACGGGGAGGACGGAGGCAAGCGCGGUAAAAAGCACCCCCGUAAUCAUAUUUUUUUAAACAAUUUAAACAUACUGAUAAAGGAUUUGAAUGAGCUAUAUGAUUAUUUGGAGAACUGCCGGUACGGGGGGGGGACGCGUGCCGAUGGUGUGGGGGUGAAUAAUAGCUUCUUCAUCAAUGAUCCCAAGGGGAGCUACCAUAGUGCCUUCGGUAAGGGGGACAAUGGAGGGGGCGAGCCCGAAGCAACAGACGAAGUGCAUGAUGCGAAUCGGGUGCAACACGGAGAAGCAAUGAAUACAGAAUAUUUGAAUAGGUUAAAAUCGGGGAGGAACUUGUCCAACUUAUACAGCAUAGGGGCGUCAUGCGUAGAUGGUGGUACCUACAGCGAUGCAGGGAACAGCGAAACGAGCAACGCAUACGGAAGGGGGGAGGAGGAUUUUUACAACGUGGAUAUUUCCUCAGUAGAUUUGAAAAACUUCUGUUCUGUGUGCUCAGGAAUACAAUAUGAUAAUUUUGAAAAUCCUUUAAAUGAAGGAAAAAAUGGAAAAUACAAAAGGUUAGAAGUUUUUAUGAAAGAAAGUGAUUUUUUCUGUAAUUGUAAUAAUAUUAAUAUUUUUCAAAAUGAGAAUGGGAACCCUAAUGAGGACUUAAAAUUUGGCUUCAAUGGAGAAAUGACUUCAGAAGAAUAUUACAUGUUAAGAAAAAAUGAUAUUGAAAAAAUGAACAGGACUAUAGACGAAAUUAUCUACAUGAAUCAUCAGCAGGGCCUGGGGGGAAGCGCAGGUGAAGGCACAGACGGGGGGUUACCAUACGAAAAUGAUGAUUAUGAGGAGGAAGACGAUGAUGAGGACGAUGAAGCUGAUGAGGAUGACGACAGCGAUGAUGAGGAUGAUGAAGGAAGAACUAAAGUCGCCCUAAAGACUAGAAGGAAAUCCACUAAUGUUGGUGAAGGGGUGGGUAUAACCACCGGCCCUGGAAGACGAAGAGGACGUGUGGCAAAAAUGGAACUGAAAAGUAAAUACAUGGGAAGAGGAAAAAAUAAAAUGUGGGCCAAUAACACUGCGGCGAAAGACUUAAGCAACAAAGCAGCAACGAAUCGUGAGAUAAGAAAUAUGAGAAAAAAUAAAUUUGGAAAAUAUCAUCAACAGACGGAAAAAAAAAACAAAACUGUAAAGUCGUUGGCGUCUCCACAAAAUUAUGAAAUAAAAUCUGCAAGAGUUAAGAAACUAGAAAAGUUUACUAGUGUUGAUCAGGAAAAUCUGAGAGAAGUUUUUGGACCAACCGGUGUUUCUGGAGUCUAUUUUGAAAAAAGCAGAAGCAGCUGGACAGCCCAGUAUAAAGUUAGCGGUGGGAAAAGGAGAGCCAAAAGAUUUUUGGUUACCAAAAAUAUGACUUACGAGGAAAUUGAGAACGUCAAGCAGCAGUGCAUUGCUUACAGGAAGCAAAUGGAAAAGGAAUACAUUAAGGAAUUCCUUAAUGAGGAUAAGAAGAAGACCCCGUCCAGUGUCACCAGCCCCAGCAGUGAGAUUGGGCACGUGUCCGUUAAAAAGAACAAGCGGAGGAGGAAGAUGAAGAGCUUUUACGACAGCUAA
Messenger RNA from Plasmodium coatneyi, 4524 nucleotides. RefSeq names its product Transcription factor with AP2 domain(S). Lineage: Eukaryota; Apicomplexa; Aconoidasida; Haemosporida; Plasmodiidae. Gene Ontology annotation, biological process: regulation of DNA-templated transcription. Gene Ontology annotation, molecular function: DNA-binding transcription factor activity. The transcript has a single exon. The record is from RefSeq and is a predicted model, not a curated record. Bases 1 to 4524 code for a protein of 1507 amino acids.